Penicillium riverlandense is the source of this 465-nucleotide messenger RNA. RefSeq lists its product as uncharacterized. The record is from RefSeq and is a predicted model, not a curated record. The transcript has a single exon. The coding region runs from base 1 to 465 and encodes 154 amino acids. NCBI's taxonomy places the organism in Eukaryota, Fungi, Ascomycota, Eurotiomycetes, Eurotiales, Aspergillaceae.
AUGCCCCCCCCCGUCUCUCAACCUUCCGCCUCGCUCUCUUCGUCGACUACCGCGACUGUCGACCCUGCAACCACCGCCACGGCAGAGUCUCACCCUCAGAAGAAUACCUUCAACGUCCCGUCCACGCAGCAGACGACCAUGCCACUCCCGUUGCGGUCUCCGUCGACCGUCUGCGCAUCACAACAUCCCACCCUCCAGAUGCAGGGCUUGCCGAAGGUCCUGAACACGACAUCCGAUCCCGCUCAAGCGGUUCCCGCACCGGGCAUUGCCCAGCCAGUCCCGCAAUCGGGCGCUGCACCAGCUCCACAACCGGGCACCGACCACUGCUACCCACACCCAAUAAACGGCGUCGGCGGCCCAACCGCUACCGCACCCUUUCUGCAAGACUUUAGUCUGGUCGCCGAAGCCGCCAAGCGGGCUCAGAUGUCGAUUGUCAUGCGCGAUCUCGAGAGUGUGACCCUAUAG